AAAAAAAAAAAAAAAAAAAAAAAAAAAAGGUCGCCACCAUUUGUUGACGCCACCACCGCCACCAAAUACAAGAAAGAAAAAAAAAAAAAAAAAACACGCUAUAGCACUCUCUCAUUCACGUUAAAUCAUUGCUCUUGAUGGCACUGAAGGAACACUACGCAACAACUCAUGAAAGACAUCUUAUGCACUUGCUCUUACUUUAUUGAUCUUUACUCUCUCUUCUACUUCACUUAUACGGCACUAGUACCUUUGUGGCGCUGGACCAAACUUUGGCCAUAAUUCGCUUCUUUUUGCUACUAAGACUAUGAGCUCUGCUGAUAUAGCCACUGAGGCAUCGAUACACCGCCAUGAGGACGCUCAACCCAUGGACAUCGAUCCAUCGCCACAUGAACUAUCUAGAGAAAAUGCUUCAAAACAAGAUCAUUCUAUUCAAGACUCUGAGCAUGAAGUACAGCCAUCUAAAAGUCCUGAAAAAUCGCCAAAUAGGACAGGGUCCUCUCCUCAGCAUAGGGACCCAAAAGAAUCAAGGCAAUUAGUGGGAUAUGAGUCUGACCACAAUGGUGGUCGACAGCAAGAGCACAAGUCUAUGGAACCUGUAGUACGACAUGUGCAUUACAGUAAUGCUCAGGAUGGGAUCAAGUAUCACAGCAAUCUGGAUCAACGCAAACGUAGUUUUCAGCAUGUGCAAAGCUUUACACAUGAAUAUGACCAUCGACACAGACAUGAUGCACCUCACAAGCUUCAACCCAAGACAACAGAACGAUCUCAUAGUGAAGAAAAACAGUCAUCUACUACUCGAGAUGAGAUUGACAACAGAAUUGAUACUCAAGCCAAUGAAAUGCAAGACAUUGAAUAUCAAGGUGUACGUGAAAACACAAAUAUGAACAGCCCUGAGGAUCAAUCCAUGAAUAGUGGCGAUAAAAAGGUUUUAGAGGAUUCAGGAACCAAUUCUAAAGUCAAUGAUAGUAGCAUCAACCCCGAGGUACGCGAUGAUAGGCGCGAAGAAAAUAGACUCGUCAGCAUGUGCCAGGUGGAAGAGUACCAUAAUGUCGAUGAAGUGAAAAAAACUUCGGGCGAGAUUAUAAAAAAAAGUAAAAAGAAAUACAAGGAGCGGAGUCCUAAAUCCAACGAAAAAAUUGCAGAAAAGCAUCAAGCGAAAACUGCUCAACAGUCGGAACACUCCACUACCAAGACGGAACGCUUACUACAACCGAAGCAAGGGGACUCUAUGGAGCUUGAUCAAUCUUCUGCUUCGCGAACGCUAUCUAAAGGCUCAGCAAAUGAUGAAGCACCGGACGCUCCUCCACCCAAAGGGACGCGCAGCACAAAACGGGCGGUUACGAAAAGAGUUCCAAAAGUCUACCCACCAAGAAAACCCCGAGCGCGUCCAGUUAUUGUUGAACCCAUAGGUAUACCCAUGCAAACAGAUGCCUUAUCUACACUAGCUAGCGCCGCAGUCGCGAUUCAAGAUCAGAGCUCCCUCACAAAUCUUUCUGGAGCACCUCGUUCACCAAAUCCUCAGGUCGGCACUGGCUCCCCACCAGAACCUGUGGAAACGACAAAGGGACAAACUAAGGACACUGAAACUGCACCAGCUGCAACACAGUCUUCCAAAGCUGCUGGACGUUCUCCUCUCAAGACAAAUGUCACUCGCGAUGAGGGUGGGUAUCGUUGCGAACAUUGCCCUGGUGAACGAUUCGGACGCGUCCAUGACUUGAAGCGACACCAAAUCUCAAAGCACAACGAGAUGACAUGGCCAUGUGAUUUUUGUCACCGCCCCUUUGUACGUCGCGACGCAUUAUUGCGACAUUAUUCGGUCAAGGCGGCACGACGCGAUGGUGUACAUCCAACCGACCAAGAAGAGAAUCGGCUACAAGAGGCCAAGGCAAGAGCAAAGCUUCAUAGUAGAGAUACUAAAUGACAUGUCUGUAGUAGAAAGUAUAUCAUAGUCCUUUUUAUUGGUGGCGC
Molecule: messenger RNA, 1968 nt
Organism: Lobosporangium transversale
Lineage: Eukaryota; Fungi; Mortierellomycota; Mortierellomycetes; Mortierellales; Mortierellaceae
Exons: 1
Coding region: 305-1921 (538 amino acids)
Source: RefSeq, a predicted model, not a curated record